This is a messenger RNA of Symbiodinium pilosum, 1189 nucleotides long. The record is from the annotation of a GenBank genome assembly. NCBI's taxonomy places the organism in Eukaryota, Dinophyceae, Suessiales, Symbiodiniaceae.
AUCUCAAAGAUCCUGAUGGUGGAGAACGCCUUUCCUUCGACAUCUCCACCGAGGCCAAGUUUCAGAGAGAGGCGGCCAUACGAGCCAGCGCGAGAAUCGCUUUUCAUAAAAGCGAAGGAGAUGCCAAACUUCGGCGAGCGCUCAUGCAAAGAGCGCGCGCAGCCACACGGCCCUUUGAGCACGGGGAGGCCGUGCGCUACUGGAACAAGCCGAAAGACAGACGACAGGGCCGAUGGAUAGGUCCGGCUGUGGUGGUUGGACGCGAAGGUCCGAACUACUGGAUAGCACAGGGCGGGCGGUGCCGCUUGACUUCGCCAGAACACCUCCGACCCUCUGGGCCCGAAGAAUCGGGCGAGUUCCUGUCGAUGGCCGGGGUGAAGCGGGAGGUGGAGCUCCUGCUCCAAGAGGACCUCGACAAUGAGGACGAGGCCGAGAACCCCGUGAAGCUCGACGACUACCACGACCGCGGAGACGAGCAUCCUCGGCGGAGGAUGAAGAGGAAGACGCCACCUGAGACCGUGGAGUGGGAUGCGAACCUGGCCACCAACACGUCGGAGGUCAUGAUGAUGAUGCGGCGGAAGUUGACCCGCCGAGGGUUGGAGAAGCGACAGGAGAAGGAGCUCAAGUGGACAGAAAUCCCCGGGGAGUACCGCCAGAAGUUCCGCGACGCGGAGGAGAAGCAGUGGCGCGAGCAUCUUCAUUUCGAUGCGCUCGAGCCCUUGGAUGAUACGCAGACAGCUUGGGUGAGAGCAAACAUCGGGGCGGAAAGAGUCUUGGGAGCCAGAUGGGCUUACAAGGACAAGAACUGGUCGCGCAGGCGACAGGGGGAGCAGGUCGAGUGGAAGUGCAAGUCCAGACUCGUUAUAGCGGGUCACAAGGACCCGGAUUUGGAGAAGGGCCAGUUGUCCACAGACUCGCCGACGAUCUCCAGACCCGGACUGCUGUGUUUGCUGCAGGUUUUGGCCAACGGUCUCCGUGCUCCAGAUCCAUGGCGACCGGUGAUAUCCAGUGAGCUCUUCAUCAGCCAGCCGGUCACCGGGUUCCCGGGCAUGAAGCCCGGACAGCUAGUCUGGGUGAAGAAGAAUAUGUUCGGGUUAGCCACCAGUCCGAGAGAGUGGUGGGAAGACCUACAAGAUGGCUUCAGGCGGGUGAAGAUCGACCUCGGCGAGGAGAACUACCAGUUCGACCA